Phlebotomus papatasi is the source of this 2745-nucleotide messenger RNA. RefSeq names its product ribonuclease P protein subunit p25 (gene Rpp25). The transcript is spliced from 3 exons. The record is from RefSeq and is a predicted model, not a curated record. Gene Ontology annotation, molecular function: RNA binding. Gene Ontology annotation, biological process: tRNA 5'-leader removal. Gene Ontology annotation, cellular component: ribonuclease MRP complex. Lineage: Eukaryota; Metazoa; Arthropoda; Insecta; Diptera; Psychodidae. The coding region runs from base 110 to 625 and encodes 171 amino acids.
AGUUGGUCUAGUACUACACAAACAGUGCGUCAGGAUUUGUGUUUCAGUGUGAAUUUUCAUAGUUUUUCAAGAAAAUUAGAGACACCAGAUAAAAAAAAAGAAGAGAAGAAUGGGAAAGAACAAGAAACGACAGCGGCAGGAGAAAGUGCACAAAGUUGAGGCAAAAGAGUCUCAAAGUUGCAAGGAGUCGUCUAGUGAUGGAGCUCCAACGAUGACAGUUAAAAGUGGGACAAAGGUGGAGAAUGUCCUGAAGUUUUCCAGGAAAACCCUUGAGGAGGGAAAACACAGGAAAAUCUUCUGGACAGGAAAUGGGAAAGCAAUCACAAGAACCAUUUCCUGCGCUGAAACAUUAAAGAGACAUUUUCAGCUGCAUCAAGUCACAGAAAUCAGCCAAGAAAGUGCCCAAGAAGGAGCAGGAAAAGUCACCUAUAUCCCUAGCAUUCGCAUUCUACAAUCAUUGGACAAGAUCGAUCCAUCGACACCGGGAUAUCAAAAUCCUGAAAAAGGUUCGACGUUCUGGCUGAAUCCUCAGACAAAAGCUGAAAAAAGCUCAGAAACUUUGAGUUAUGGACAUUUUCCAAAGCGCAGAAAAAUUCAAGAAAAAAGCGAAGGAGAAGUCGAAUAAUUCGUCACUGUGCGGCAAGUAAAAAAAAUUACUAAAAUUUUUAAUUUUAAUUGAAAAGCAGAAAAUCUUGUCCUUCAUGAUACUUUUUAUUGACUUCAAAUUUUUCUUGGCAAAGGAAUGCAUAUUCCUUUUUUGUCUCUGAAGUCACAUAUCUACAACAUAACAAGUCUUCUAGAAUACACAUUCUUCCAUUUUCUUCAAAAUUGCCUCCUCAAACGCUACAAUAUACUUUGAAUAUUCGUCAUUUUUUUUGCUCUUAAAUGUGGUCAAAUUAUUAGACUUUUGUAGUAUACAAUAUAUUGUGAAUUAUUUGUCAUUUUUUCUCCAGCUUUAAAUAGAUUUAAGUCUCUAAAAAAUAAUUGAAAUGAAAAUGCAUUAUGGAGAAUAAUUUUUAUAUUCUUCGUUUUUGGAAUUUGAUUUUGCUUUUCGAAUAUUCUUGACCUCAACAAGCCCAUGCAAAUUUUUUGAGUAAAUUUUUUAAUCGCCUAAUUGUUACAAUUUUUUUUAUAAGUAAUAUUUUGUUUUAGUAAUUUUGCGUGAUAAAUAUGAAAUUUCCAAAACUUACAGUGGCCACCGUAAAAAUGUGAUAAUUUCUAAGAUAUUAUAUAAAAUCUGUAUUAAUCGGCUUUAUGAGAAAUUUUCGUCAAAAUACUAAAAAAAAAAAGCUUAGCCCAAAAGCUUAGUUUGGGACUAAAAUAUAUUGACCGUCUAAUUAUAGAAACAAAUAAGCCAAGAUAUUCUAUCUGACCGUAAAUAAUAGUGUCUUGAAUUGUGAAAAUUUUAGCAUUUAGAUUUCCUUUUUCAUCGUUUCUCUGCAAUUUUUGGCUAAUGAAUUGUUUACCGCCCAAUUUUGAGAUAAUAAGGAAAUGUAAGUCCGAUUCUAAGCUCUACUAUGAAAAUGACAACCAUUUGGCCCGCCAUAUAUACGUCAAUCUUAAUGAGACUUGCACAGAAUUUCAAAGUUUUCACACUCUCAACUUUUUUUUAUUAUGAAAGUAAUAUUUUUUUUUGCCUAAAACUAUUUAGAAAUGUGUUUGGUUAAAAAUUAGUUUAUUAUUUCAGGUUGAUUUUUUUCAUAGAUAUUUAGAACUAAUUUGACUUUUUAAGAAUCUUCUUUCGAGUAACAUUAUCAACAAAAUAAUGCUAAACAAACAUUUGUAAUUUUCAUUUUUAAGUAUUUAUGGACAAAUUAAAAUAACUUCUUUUUGGAAGUGAAUUCCAACAAGAAUAUUUUUUGAUUUAAUAAAACAAAAAGGGAUAAAUCAAAUUUCAUGAACUGUAAUUACAUUGUCAUAGAGAUAACUCACAAGAGAAGAAAUUUUUUUGUGAUUUCUGUUUCCAGAAACAUUGGAAAACUUGUGUUUUUUCAUUGUUUUUGCUUCAGACUAGAUAGAAAUUUCAUGUUCACUAUUUUAGCCAUGUUUUUACAAUUCUUUGAUGCGUUUGUGCGUUUUUAGAAAUGUUUUCGUGCUUCUUUGGUGAAGAAGCACGAAAGCAUUUCCUAGAUAUGCUUUUGCAUCCCUUCAAAUAUUUAUUUUACUCGUUUAUAGAAUCUGUUCAGUGUUUCUAAAAACAUUUUCUUGUUUAUUUAAUGUAAUUCUACGUUUCUAAAAUUUCUUCUUCGCACAUAGCAACGUUUAUCUAUGUAGUAACGUCACUCCAAUUUGUUUUUAAAGAUUGUUUUACGAGAAUUACAAGGACUUUGUGAAUAUCUUGCGAAAAAAUUGACAAAAGGAAUAAACAUCAAUUUUACCGGAAUGAAAUACCUCUUAAAUUAUUACUCAUUAAUUUUGUGUAGUUCUUUCUGAUUGAAUGAUUUUUUUAAACUAGUGAUGAAUUCCAUUUUUUAAUUAAAAAAUAUUUGCAAGAAUUAUUUUCAAUCAUAUCCUUUUUUAUAUAAGAAUUCCGAAUUUUAAUGAUUUUUACGGUCACCACUGUAAAAGGAUAAAUUUAUCCUUUUCGCUAGAACUGAUAAGCCUCCCAAAUUCGUCUGAUAUUGCGAAUGUUGAGGAAAAUGUUCCAUAUAAAAAUGUUGGUAUUUUCUUGAGUAAUUUUCUUUAUAGUUUAUUGUAUUUUAUAAAUUACAAUCUACAGGUAAUAAAAUCAAACUAGAAAAAAGA